Messenger RNA from Nannizzia gypsea CBS 118893, 1239 nucleotides. Its product is annotated as FAD binding domain-containing protein. The transcript has 2 exons. The coding region runs from base 1 to 1239 and encodes 412 amino acids. The record is from RefSeq and is a predicted model, not a curated record. Gene Ontology annotation, molecular function: FAD binding. NCBI's taxonomy places the organism in Eukaryota, Fungi, Ascomycota, Eurotiomycetes, Onygenales, Arthrodermataceae.
AUGGCGAAGCAACAGAGAACAGUUCUGAUCAUCGGAGCUGGCAUCGCUGGCCUCACAACUUCCCGCCUCCUCACAAACAAUGGCAUUCCCAAUAUUGUCUUUGAGGCAUCAACACCAGACCGCAGUCAAGGAUUUGCUAUUAGCCUUCAAGAAUUUGGAUACUCGACUCUCCUGUCUGCUCUGGGCGAUCUCCCUCUGAGUAGCCUGAUCAAAGGUGUCGCACCAGACCGGGUAAUUGGUGGUACCGGUUGGAUUGACCAGGCGCUGAGGGACAACCGAACUGGGGAGUUAUUAGUCGCACCAGAGCUCACAACAACGAAGCAGACAGUUGUGCGUGCGAACCGUAAUGCAUUACGCCAAUGGAUCGCAGAUUGCGGAGAUGAAGAGCUCGAUGUGCGAUACGGACAUAAACUGCAAAGGGUCGAGGGGAAAGCAGGUAACAUCACGGCUGUUUUUGAAAACAAAGCCAAGUACAACGGGUCUUUGAUUAUUGCCGCUGACGGCGUGAAUUCUACUGUCCGCUCCCAGGUUCUUCCCAGCGUGGUCCCCGAGACGAUACCCUUAAUCCACUAUCAUGGCGAGUUCCAGCUCUCCCGCACCAAAUUUGAUGAGCUCAUUAGACCUUAUAGUGGGCACUCCAAUAUUCUUGUUGGUGUUGGCGACCGGUUUAACACCCCGCUCUCAAUCUGCAAUAUGAGCAAGUCUCAUGUCCAUCUCGACUGGUCGUACUCACGGACUGUUAAGGAAGGAAAUGAUUUGCUGUAUCGCCCCAAUCUCCCCUCCGAGGAAGCAAAGAAGAUUCCCCUAGCUCUUGUCGAAGAGUUGGGAGCACUUGAUUUAGCGGGACCUUGGAAGCACUUCUUGAACCCAGAGUCCCUCAAAAGCCACCGUGUAUUUCAUUGGACUACUAGGUGCGUGUAUAUGACACAAGAUGAUGCCCGGAGCGCUGGUGAGAAAGGUAUUGUCUUUGUGGGUGAUUCGUGGCACGCGAUGCCUAUUUUUGGCGGCGAAGGAGGGAACCAUGCGCUCCUUGACGGUGUCGAACUAUCUAAUGCUAUAGUAACGGCUAUGGCUAGUACUGAAAAGGAUUAUUGGAGCAAGGCUGUGGCUAGCUAUUAUUCUAGCGCCUGGAAACGAUCACAGGAGGCUGUUCGGAGGUCAACCCAGCGCUUCUUCCUACUCCAUCGACCAGCGGCAGACUGGAGAGAGAUUGCAGAGAAGAAAAGAAGAACAACAUAG